Trichoderma citrinoviride is the source of this 1667-nucleotide messenger RNA. RefSeq names its product general substrate transporter. Gene Ontology annotation, cellular component: membrane. NCBI's taxonomy places the organism in Eukaryota, Fungi, Ascomycota, Sordariomycetes, Hypocreales, Hypocreaceae. The transcript has 2 exons. The coding region runs from base 36 to 1667 and encodes 543 amino acids. Gene Ontology annotation, molecular function: carbohydrate:proton symporter activity. Gene Ontology annotation, biological process: carbohydrate transport; transmembrane transport. The record is from RefSeq and is a predicted model, not a curated record.
UCCUGAGAAAAGUAUAUACACAUCAUACAUGCAUCAUGGCUCCAACCGUCAUCGAAGCCCUCCGCGCCCAACAUGACAAAAACGUGACCGAGACCAUCGAAACUGAAACCGCCCCCGAGAAAGAAUGGGGUGUCAUCACACAGGGCGCCAAGGAAGCCACCGACCUCGAGCACUCCCAAGGCAUUCUCGAGGCCGUUCGCCUUCAAUGGAAAGGAGUUGCCUGGGCCUCGUUCCUGUCCCUGUCCAUUGUGCUCUACGGAUACGACAAUGCUCUCAUCAAUAACUUUUACGGCUAUCCCGCCUUUCAAAAGGCCUACGGUGUACCCCACGGUGACGGCUACCAGAUCGCUGCAAAGUGGCAGACAGGCCUCUCGCAAGCGAGUAUCGUGGGCAUCAUCCUCGGAGCUACGUUCAACGGCUUCCUCUCGUCCAGGUUCGGCUACAAGAAAGUCAUGCUGGUUGGCCUUGUCCUCAUGACGGGCUUCGUUGCCAUUCCGUUCAGUGCCCGUAACGUCGAAACGCUCCUUGUUGGCGAAAUCUUCUGCGGAAUGGUCUGGGGCACGUUCGCGUCUAUAGGGCCGGCUUACAGCUCCGAGUGUCUUCCCAUCUCACUGCGAGGCUUCCUCACCAGCGGUGUCAACAUUAUGCAAAUCAUAGGCCAGCUUGUGGCAAUCGGUGUCCUUGAUGGCCUCGUCGAUUUAGACUCGGAGUGGUCCUACAAGAUCCCGUUCGCUAUCCAAUGGGUCUGGCCCGUUCCACUGUUUAUAGGGUGUCUGUUUGCGCCGGAAUCUCCGUGGUAUCUCGUUCGCAAGGGUAGACUCCAAGAAGCGGAACACAGCCUUCGCCGUCUCAGCUCCAAGAGUGACAACAAGAUCAAGGAGCAUCUAGCCAUGAUCAUUCAUACCGUCAACUACGAAGAAGAGGUACGAACAGGUUCAUCGUAUAUCGACCUGUUUCGGGGCAGCAACCUCCGUCGAACGGAAAUCUGCUGCUUAUCAUUCGCCGGUCAGGUAUUCAAUGGCAUCUUCAUGAUGAACCCUGGAACGUACUUCUGGGAACAGGCAGGCCUGUCUGCCAGUAACAGCUACAAGGUCUCUGUGGCUGCUACGGCUAUUGGACUGCUUGCAACUUGCAUUGGCUGCGUCCUCAUUGCUCAUCUAGGCCGUCGCAGCCUCUAUCUCUGGGGCAUGGUCUUCAUGACCGUCGUCAACGUUCUCAUCGGCAUCUUGGCAACAGUUCAUGCCAAUGAAGGCACCAAAUGGGGACAAGUCGCCCUUACCAUCCUCUGGGUAUUCUGCUACGAUAUCUCGGUAGGGCCAGCAGCUUACGCAACGUCGAGUGAGGUUUCCGCAAUCAGUCUGCGGGUUCAAAGUGUUGCUGCAGCAAAGAUAGCACACCAAAUCUUUGACAUCAUUGCUGCUGUGCUCGAGCCAUACAUGAUCAAUCCCACCGCUUGGGGCUGGGCUGGAAAGACGGCCUACUUCUGGGGCGGAACCUCGGUGCUUGUGACUAUAUGGGCAUUCUUCCGAUAUCCCGAAACAUUCAAGCGAUCAUAUGAAGAGCUGGAUAUUCUGUUUGAAAGGGGCAUUCCUGCACGCAAGUUUCGCAAGUACGAUGUUGAUGCUUAUGAUAUUGAUGGCCAGCAGGUUCACGAGAAGUCUGCUUAG